Molecule: messenger RNA, 1786 nt
Organism: Ahaetulla prasina
Lineage: Eukaryota; Metazoa; Chordata; Lepidosauria; Squamata; Colubridae
Gene: LHX5
Product: LIM homeobox 5
Exons: 5
Coding region: 330-1529 (399 amino acids)
Biological process (GO): regulation of transcription by RNA polymerase II; neuron differentiation
Cellular component (GO): nucleus
Molecular function (GO): DNA-binding transcription factor activity, RNA polymerase II-specific; RNA polymerase II transcription regulatory region sequence-specific DNA binding
Source: RefSeq, a predicted model, not a curated record
GUGGGACCGAGUCCCGGCUAGCCAGCGGCGCGCCGGCGAAGGAGGGGACCGGCCGAAGACCACCGCCGCGCCUGGGCCUUGCCAGCCACCUCCCUACCCCGACGCCUCCGGGGACGCCCGGGCCGGUAUGCCGCGGCACUGAAGCCGUCCGGGAAGCCGACCUCGGCCCAGGACCAAGAGGGGCGAAGCCGAAGAACCCCCAAGGCGCCCAGAGGGAGAGGAGGAAGAGGAGGAGGAGGAGGAAGAGGAGGAGGAGGAGGAGGCGACGGCCGCGGGCGGCGCAGCGGAGCGGCUGGGCGGCGCAGCCAUCCCCCUGUCCGGCCGCGGCGAUGAUGGUGCAUUGCGCCGGGUGCGAGCGGCCCAUCCUGGACCGCUUCUUGCUCAACGUCCUGGAUCGGGCCUGGCACAUCAAAUGCGUGCAAUGUUGCGAGUGCAAAUGUAACCUCACCGAGAAAUGCUUCUCGCGGGAAGGCAAGCUCUACUGCAAGAACGAUUUUUUCAGGAAGUUUGGGACGAAGUGCGCCGGCUGCGCGCAGGGCAUCUCCCCCUCCGACCUGGUCCGGAAAGCGCGGAGCAAAGUUUUCCAUCUGAACUGUUUCACCUGUAUGGUAUGCAAUAAGCAGCUCUCCACAGGUGAGGAACUGUACAUCAUCGACGAGAACAAAUUUGUGUGCAAGGAGGACUACCUGAGCUCCACCAGUUUGAAAGAAGGCAGCCUGAACUCAGUUUCUUCCUGUACCGAUCGAAGUUUAUCUCCGGACCUUCAGGACCCCAUGCAGGACGAUACAAAGGAAACAGACAAUUCCACUUCCUCGGAUAAAGAAACCACCAAUAACGAAAAUGAGGAGCAGAACUCUGGAACCAAAAGAAGGGGACCUCGGACCACUAUCAAAGCCAAGCAGCUGGAGACCCUCAAGGCGGCUUUUGCAGCCACCCCUAAACCCACCCGACAUAUUCGGGAGCAGCUAGCUCAAGAGACGGGGCUCAACAUGAGAGUCAUCCAGGUUUGGUUCCAGAACCGACGCUCCAAAGAGCGAAGGAUGAAGCAACUGAGCGCCCUGGGAGCCCGAAGACAUGCGUUUUUCCGGAGUCCUCGGCGCAUGCGCCCUCUGGGAGGCCGGCUGGAUGAAUCCGAGAUGCUGGGUACCGCUCCUUACAGUUACUAUGGAGAUUACCAAGGCGAUUACUACGGGCCCGGGAGCAACUACGACUUUUUCUCGCACGGCCCCCCCUCGCAGGCGCAGUCGCCGGCCGACUCCAGCUACAUCCCGACCUCGGGGCCCGGUUCCACCCCGCUGGGCCCACUGGACGCCCCCUUGGCCGGACACCACACCUCGGAGAACCAAAGGUACACGGAUAUGAUCUCUCACUCCGACACGCCCAGCCCGGAGCCGGGGCUGCCGGGCUCGCUACAUCCCAUCCCUGGCGAGGUCUUCAGCGGGGGUCCCAGCCCCCCUUUCCCGAUGUCGGGGUACAGCGGGCCCCUCUCGCAUUCCAACCAGGAGCUGAACGAAGCGGCCGUCUGGUAGAGCGCCCGGGAAGAGGGGGGGACGCCGCGCUCCAGACCUCUCCUCCAAGCCCCCCAACUUGGACCGAGCCCCUCUUCCCACCCGGAGGGGCGGGGGGGGGCUUUCCUCGGAGCCGCUCCAGGACCGCUGCCUUGGCCCCCCGAGUGGGCCCCGUGGAGACGCUCGGAAGCCGUCUGGGUAGGGGGCGUCGAGGGGGCCGCCAGCUGCCAACCUCCGAGUUCCGCAACUCUUUUGGACCAAAGUUGGAUUCACUCCUG